AGAAAUGUCUCCCGCCUACCAGCAGCACACACACGCAUACGCGCACACACACAGCACUUCUAUGUUUGUCAGACUCAAAUCCGAGGGAGAGGAGCGAGCCGCCAUUUUCUAAACGUCUCUCCCUAAAACGAGAGAAAAGCGCUGGCGUAAAACAACCAUCUGGAUUACCUUUUGUCAACGAAGAAUUAGUUCUUUUGGUAAAGGAUUGCCUUGUUAUGCUGUAAAUCUGAAGUAACUUGGUGUAGAAACCGCGAUUUCUCGGCCUUGUCUUAUAUUCGCUGUAGCGGCGAGGCGAGCGAGCAAGGUGUAGAUUGAUUCGCCCAUUGCCUGAAUCCGGAACAAGCGGCUGUGUCCACCGGGCCUGUGAGGUAACUCGGUGCCUUUUGGAGUAUAAAUGGCAAAGUGACCGAAUAGACUCUGUUUUUUGCUUUAGCACCCUUGGCUUUUUUCAACAAACUGCAGGGGAUUGUUACCGAAAUUCCCUCGGAUAGUGCAACCUCGUCACGUGGCUGUCCUCUGGCGGGGCAGUAAGCGGGUGGUGUGGAGCAGGCCUUGGUGCCCGUCUCUCGGCACUGCAUGGCUGCGAUGGCGCCCGCUCUCACCGACGCCCCAGCCGAAGCUCACCACAUCCGCUUCAAACUGGCUGCCCCCUCUUCCAGUUUGUCCCCAGCCAGUGCAGAGAACAACGGUAACGCCAGCAACAUCCUUAUCCAUAGCAGUGGUCCUGCUAAGGGCAAGGCCGCCCCAGAAGAGUGCCCGCUUGACUUUUGUGGAGGAGAUCAGGAGCAGGAGCAGCCCCAAGCUGACCCAGUGGCUCAGGCCUCUGCGCUGGGAAAGCUUCAGCCUCUGGUGGCUUCCUACCUGUACUCGGAUGUGACGUCUGUUGCUUCAACUAAGGAGUCAAUCAAGCUGCAAGGAGUCCUUAUCAAACAGUCAGUGCUUAAAAGUCACAGAAUCCUGCCCACCUCCCUGCUCAACGGUGGUGGGGAGUUCCUGUUGAGGAAGAGGCAGGCCAUUGAACUCUCUGGUGGUCAUCUCAAAACCCUAAUGAGUGGAAACACCAACGGAGGCAGCCAGCCUAUGGCUCCGGUCAAUGGCCUGGCCAAGAAGCUGGCCACUAUCCCCGGCUCUGGCUGCGUGGUAGCAGUGAACGGUGACAAGCCUUCUGCUGCCACAGACUCUCACACCCAAAACCAGCCCCUGGAUUCAGAGACCCUAGAUGCUUCUUUAUCAGGGCAUAUUCCAUUGAAAGGAACCCUCAAACAGAAGCAUUCCUCAGGGGUUUCCGAAAAUAAUGAUGGAAAUAACCUUGAAUCAACAGUGCUUCAACCUGCUGCACUUUCCCCCUUUACCCAAGAUGCCUCAAACUCCAGUGAACCAGGUGGACAGGUGGAGGCUGACUUAAACACACUUAACCAACUACAGGGAUGUGAUGGGGAGAGACCUGGGAGCAGCCAACAAGGCUCUCCAUCCUGUGCACUUAUACCAGACGCUCCCCUCCCCUGUGGCUCCAACUCCGAGUCCAUUGAAGCUCACAUUAGGGAGCGCACUCUCCUCAACAGUAACCGCCAGGCUGAGAUCGAAGGCCGCCUGCGCCGCCUGCGAAAACGUCUCCAGGUGGUCCAGGCCAAGCAGGUGGAGCGCCAUAUUCAGCAGCAGCUCGGGGGCUUUUUAGACACCGCUCUUAGUCGGUUAAUUUCUACUAACCGUAAGUCGGAGACCACCACCCCCACGGCCACAUGGAGGACUGGGCGACACUCAAACAACAAAGAUGGUCUCGGCAGGUUCCUGAAAAGUGGUUCCAUGCCUUUGGAGCUGGAGCGGCUGUACUUGAGUGGAACGGCAAACCUUCACUCGGCUGAAAGCGCCUUCGACUCGGACGUGACAGAGAGUAGCUCCGGAGGGGACUCUGACCUGGAGGAGGAGGAGCUGUCCCGGGUGGACAUUGAGCAGAGACAUGUCAAAAUAUGGAAACGGGCAGAGAGUCGCUACACAGUGGAGCGAGCAGCCAUCAUCAGUCACUGGAACUGGCUCCAGGCUCACAUCUCCGACCUGGAAUACCGCAUCAGACAGCAAACGGACAUCUACCGCCAAAUACGGGCCAGCAAGGGCUCAGUGGAGUUGGGAGGUGUCGCUCCUAAUGUUACAGAAGUCAAAUCAGAGCCUGUAAAUAGUACGGACGUGGCUUCAGAGCGGCUGGAGCACACAGUCACCACCCACAGCACCAAUGCAGAGCCUACGGGAGCCUGGAAAGGUCAAAAUGGACAGCCCGUUAAUGGCGUCCUCAGCAGGAUGGCAGAGUGUGCAGAGCCUCGGCCCCUGCAGCCCCUUGACAGCUCAUGUGUGGCUGCCCGGACACGACCCCUCGUCAGCUGUCGUCGACGGCGCCUCAUUCAGCCCAACUCUGUGCCCAACCUUAACGGCAAGGCCCCCAGAAGCUGUGUCCAGUGUAGCUGCAGAGUAAACCCGAGCUGUGUGAUGUGUGGUGGCUGGCCCACCCCCAGAGAAGACCCCCAGUUUGAACUGCCCACCCUUGAGCGCCUGUCAAGGCUGGAUCUUGGCAUCCACCCCAUUCUGUCCUUCCCUGACGACGUGAGUGUUAGUCUGCGCCUGCAGCAGGUGAUGAAGAGCCAGUGGCACAUGAAGUCACUAGAGAGACGUAAACCUCUGAAGAAACUCUCCCUCAAACACAAGUUAUCCUCCUCCAAAGAGAAGCACAAGUUUACCAACUCACUUAUGGCAGUCAGACUGGGUCACUAUAAGAGUCGUGAGAAGCAGAGGUCUCUGGACAGUGGUGGUAGCAGCAGUGCUGUGCUGAACUCGUCCAGACUGGACAGUCAGUGUAAGAGCGAGCGGCUGCAGACGUCCACCCCCCUCGGACCCUACGACAAGAGCUUCAGUCGUAAGAGAUUACGAGAGCAAUCUCUGGACCGCUCUGACACAUCUCCCAAGUUGUUCUUGGACUCGAGCAGCCCCUGCCCCACUCUGGCCCACAUGCACUCGUCCCUCCACAGCCCCCUCACCCGACAGCUGUCCACGUCCUCUGAAAACUCCACACCGCUGGGCCCUGGCGCACAGAGCAUCAUAACCACACCUCAGCCAAUCAAGAGAAGGAGAGGUGAGAGCUCUUUCGACAUCAACAACAUCGUGAUCCCCAUGUCUGUGGCAGCCACCACCCGAGUGGAGAAGCUGCAGUACAAAGAGAUCCUCACACCCAGUUGGCGAAUGGUGGAUAUUUUCUCCCAGAAAAUAACUGAAGAGGAAGAUCAACGGGAGGUGGAGGACCUGUCAGACGCAGCCUUUGUGCAGCUCCAUCAGCCGUACGAGGACCAGGAGAGGUCCCGCUGGUCCUGGAUGGCUCUGGCUCCAGCCAAACGACGAGGGAGCAGGUCAUAUAAAUCUAUAGAUGGUCGGACCACGCCACUGCUGUGUGGAACCAACCCCCCCACGCCUCAGCCCGCAUCCCCAGACCCCGGACACUGUCCCCUGCUGCACGAUUACAGCCAUGUGCCGUCGCCCCUGAGCCCACCCAGCCCGGACACCACCUCCAACCCCCACACGCCCUGCUCCCGAGACUCUCACCGCCUGCUCUCCAGUGAAGACACACGCUGUUCCACACCAGACUUCUCCUUUGAAGAACGAACGGUGGCGCCGUGGGAGCGCCGGAGCUUCCCUCUGUCUGAAGACCCUGCCCCAGAGCCCGAGACCGACCCCGACAUCAGGCCCAGGAUGAGGAGCAUCUCAGGUUGCCGAGCAACAGCCUUUGGGAGGCUGGAUUCAGACGAUAUGGACCUGCCCUGUGAUGAAGACGCCCCCAAACACAGGACAUCCCACCGAUAAAUGACUGACCGGCGCCCCUUGCAGCUCCUCUCUGGCAUUAACAAGCAGAACCUCAAAGCAAAAUAAAAUAUUAAUGGGUUCCUGUUGUUUGAUAUUCAAACAUCAGUCUAAUACUUUUCACAGUUUUUAGUGAAUAUUAUGGAGAUAGAAGCCUUUCCCUACACUUGUUUUUGUCACAAGAAAAAAAGGAUAAAUGUAAAAAAAAAAAAAAGUAUAAAAACAACACGUUACAAAAAAUGAUUUCUGUAGUAGGCUAAACAAUGUACAUGGGGGCUUAGUGGUGUUCAUAUGUCGCGUGUACACUUGUAGCGCACUAUGUAGCGGACUCCUCAAAAUAUGGCCAAAGGGUGUUUUCUAUUGACUAGUUUGCUUGUAAUUCCCAUGUACAUUUUUAGUGGAGUGACAAAUAACAAAACAAGAAAAAUGCCCCCCCUCUCCUCCUCCUCCUGUUUGGCCCUCAUCCAGACCCACAGGUACAUGAGACGUGGUCCCCUUGGUCAUUGUCACCACAGCACUUCUGCAACUGCCAAGUCUAGUUUUGUUGGUUUGCUUUCUUUGUUUUUCAUUCCUGGAGUUUAUUUUUGUGUAUGUUCUGUCUGUUCCAGCUCAACUCAUUUUCUUUUGUGUUUAAAUAGUAAAAGUAAAAAAAUCAUUCCUUAUCUUUGGAAAUCGUCUGUCUUUCCCCCUGCCGUGUGUCUUUUUUGAGUUCAAAACAUGGGGUGCUGGCGAGACGACUGGGAUGUCCUUUAGAGCACUUGCCCAACAGAAAACAAUGCUGCAUGCUCUGAACAUGCUACUCGAAUGCUAGUUUUAUCACAGCACUACUUACUAAGAUACAACCAAUCACAGUGGGAAUGAUUAUACCAUCAACUUCACUCCCGUAUCCUUUACAUUUCUGUAGUAAAUUGUGGCAAAAUAAAAAAUGACAAAGCCCUUAUUCAUUUUACUGGCUCGGCUUGACAAGAAUAAUUGUGUUUGUCUUGCAAAUAUGAAUUAUCCAAAUGUAGCGGCACCCACUCAACUAAAGCCAACCCCAACUCAGGUUUUUCAAUUUAAGGGAAUCUACUUUCUGGUGUUAAUAGUUUGAACAUAUGAUCUGAAUCUUCUAGACUACUUUUGCUUUUGGUGAAAUUUUGUUUUUGCCACCCCACACUCAUAACCACACAAUUGCCCCUCCUAAGUAACUAAUUGCUAUGCAAAAAAUAUAUGGUUGUUUUUCUUUUAUGCCACAGUCAUUCAAUCACUGUUUUUUUCUUUUGUAGUUAAGCAAGAUGUCAAUGUACCUGUUCGAUUGUUGCAGCAGUUAACCUAAUCAAAAGCAGAAUUGUUUUUUUGUAAAUAGUACCAUUAAAACAUUUAUGUUUAACUUGG
This is a messenger RNA of Periophthalmus magnuspinnatus, 5211 nucleotides long. Its product is annotated as KAT8 regulatory NSL complex subunit 1-like. The transcript is spliced from 15 exons. The coding region runs from base 577 to 3840 and encodes 1087 amino acids. The record is from RefSeq and is a predicted model, not a curated record. Lineage: Eukaryota; Metazoa; Chordata; Actinopteri; Gobiiformes; Gobiidae. Gene Ontology annotation, cellular component: NSL complex. Gene Ontology annotation, molecular function: histone acetyltransferase binding.